AUGCUAGGCAUGGAACUGCUGUACUUGCUAGCCCCGGAGACGAGCGUGCCGGCAUUUGUGUUUUUGAACCUCAUACCCGGCUUGGGAUUAGGCUUGCUGUUUGCGAGCAUGAACCUGGCCAUACAGGCAGCGGCGACAGAGAGGAAUGUUGGGUAUGCGGCGGCCAUAUAUAUCUUCAUGCGCUCGCUCGGCCAAAGCGUCGGUGUUGCCGUCGGCGGUGUCAUAUUUCAGAGCGAAUUUGCCGUUGAACUCCGUGGGUACCCGGACCUAGCCAGGAAUGCGACCGCGCUAGCGCAAAAUGCCAGUGGGUUGGUGCAGGUCAUCAAGGCGAUGCCCGAGGACGCGGCGGAGAGGACCGCGGUCGUGAAUGCAUACGCGGACGCGUUGAAGGUCGUAUGGGCGGUCAUGGCCGGGCUGGCGUUUGUCGCACUUCUGCUGGCUCUCGGAACAAAGGGGCUAAGUUUAAAUGCGGAGAUGGAGACGGAGCAGGCGCUCAGAGAGCGAGAGAGCGAUCAGCGUUGA
Letharia columbiana is the source of this 522-nucleotide messenger RNA. RefSeq lists its product as uncharacterized. NCBI's taxonomy places the organism in Eukaryota, Fungi, Ascomycota, Lecanoromycetes, Lecanorales, Parmeliaceae. Gene Ontology annotation, biological process: transmembrane transport. The coding region runs from base 1 to 522 and encodes 173 amino acids. Gene Ontology annotation, molecular function: transmembrane transporter activity. The transcript has a single exon. The record is from RefSeq and is a predicted model, not a curated record.